AUGGCGGCUAAGCUGCUGGACGAUCUGCUGGCCCAAAACGUGCUGAGCCUCGAGGAGGUGGACGAGGUGCAGGAUAGGCACACAGUGCGCACUGACAAGGCCCGCUGCCUCAUCGAUUGCGUGCGUCUGAAGGGCUGCAGGGCCAGCCAGAUCUUCAUCGACAGCCUCCAGAAUCGCGAUGCCACCUUGGCGAAGGAGCUGGGUCUGGCUGCCAAGUUGGGACCCCCUGCUGAGCCAUGGGCCUCCCAAGCCACUGUGCCCCUCCCCAAGCCCCCUGUCGAUAUCCAGGGCCAGCAGUGGAUCCGGCAGUGCUCCCUGAGCGAGUACCAGCGCAUCAGGGACACAGAGGGACAUCAGAUCUACCCCAUUCACCUGCCCCGGGAGACGCGAACCCGGAGGGCCCUGCUCAUCUGCAACAUUGAGUUUGAGUGCCUGAGCCGGCGGAACGGGGCUGAAGUGGAUGUGGAGGGGAUGACAAAGCUGCUGGAAGGGCUGGGGUACACAGUGGACGUCCACCUCAACUUAACUUCCCAGGAGAUGGCUGCGGUCAUGAAGGAUUUUGCAGAUCACAAGGAGCACUGCACCUCUGACAGCACCUUCCUGGUCUUCAUGUCCCACGGGGUCAGAGCCGGGCUCUGCGGGACCAAGAGCAGGGACGAGACCACAGAUAUCCUGUCCCUCGACACCAUCUACGAGAUAUUCAACAACAAGCACUGCCGGGGGCUGCUGGGCAAACCCAAAGUGAUCAUUAUCCAGUCCUGCCGUGGAGGCAAGGUUGGGUCCGUGAUGGUGAGCGACUCUGCAGACCCUGCUUCCAGCUCAGCUGAUGCAAUCCCUGUGGAGCUAGAUGAUGAUGCAAUCUGUGAAGUCCAUGUGGAGAGUGAUUUUGCCACUUUACAUUCCUCCACACCUGAUACCAUGUCCUGGAGAAGCCCAGUAACAGGCUCCCUUUUCAUCCAGUGCCUGAUAGAGCAGUUUCGAAACCAUGCCUGUAACAGCGACUUACAGGACAUCUUCCGAAAGGUCCAACAUUCCUUUGAAAAAUUCCCUCGGCAGUUGCCAUCUCAAGAUCGGAUCACUAUGUUCAGAAAGUUGUACCUCUUCCCAGGCCACUGA
Messenger RNA from Mesitornis unicolor (brown roatelo), 1116 nucleotides. Its product is annotated as caspase-1-like. The record is from RefSeq and is a predicted model, not a curated record. The transcript has 8 exons. The coding region runs from base 1 to 1116 and encodes 371 amino acids. Gene Ontology annotation, molecular function: cysteine-type endopeptidase activity. NCBI's taxonomy places the organism in Eukaryota, Metazoa, Chordata, Aves, Mesitornithiformes, Mesitornithidae. Gene Ontology annotation, biological process: regulation of apoptotic process; proteolysis.